Messenger RNA from Condylura cristata (star-nosed mole), 617 nucleotides. RefSeq names its product ATP synthase, H+ transporting, mitochondrial Fo complex, subunit C1 (subunit 9) (gene ATP5MC1). Gene Ontology annotation, biological process: proton transmembrane transport; proton motive force-driven ATP synthesis. Lineage: Eukaryota; Metazoa; Chordata; Mammalia; Eulipotyphla; Talpidae. The transcript has 5 exons. Bases 106 to 516 code for a protein of 136 amino acids. The record is from RefSeq and is a predicted model, not a curated record. Gene Ontology annotation, molecular function: proton transmembrane transporter activity.
CAGUCACCUUGAGCGGGGCGAGCUGUCGUCUAAGCAGGGGCAGCUGGGCAGUGGGAGUGCAGGUGACUCGGGGCCGGCGGCGAGCGAUCGGCCGAGACUGAAAAAAUGCAGACCACCGGGGCGCUGCUCCUUUCUCCGGCUUUGAUGCGCUGUUGUACCAGGGGCCUCGUCAGGCCUGUGUCUGCCUCCUUCCUGAACAGGCCAGAGAUCCCAUCGAAACAGCCUUCCUGCAGCAGCUCCCCGCUCCAGGAGGCCAGACGGGAGUUCCAGACCAGUGUUGUCUCCCGGGACAUUGACACAGCAGCCAAAUUUAUUGGCGCUGGAGCCGCCACAGUUGGUGUGGCUGGGUCAGGGGCUGGCAUUGGGACAGUGUUUGGCAGCUUGAUUAUUGGUUAUGCCAGGAACCCGUCACUCAAGCAGCAGCUCUUCUCCUAUGCCAUUCUGGGCUUCGCCCUGUCCGAGGCCAUGGGGCUCUUCUGUUUGAUGGUCGCCUUCCUCAUCCUGUUCGCCAUGUGAGGUUCCGAGGGGUGAUCUACCCGUCCCUGCUGCUUCGAUUCCCGGCCACACCGGUGCUGGAGUGUGCUGAGCUUUACCAUUAAACACAACGUUUCUCUAAA